Molecule: messenger RNA, 1935 nt
Organism: Cheilinus undulatus (humphead wrasse)
Lineage: Eukaryota; Metazoa; Chordata; Actinopteri; Labriformes; Labridae
Product: NADH-ubiquinone oxidoreductase chain 5-like
Exons: 1
Coding region: 1-1935 (644 amino acids)
Cellular component (GO): membrane
Source: RefSeq, a predicted model, not a curated record
AUGUACCUCCUACUGGUGGUCUACAUGAUCAUAAUCUACCUAAUGCUGGUGGUCUACAUUAUCAUAAUUUACCUAAUACAGGUGGUCUACAUGAUCAUAAUCUACCUAAUGUUGGUGGUCUACAUUAUCAUAAUUUACCUCCUACUGGUGGUCUACAGUGGCAUAAUCUACCUAAUGCUGGUGGUCUACAUUAUCAUAAUCUACCUCAUACUGGUGGUCUACAUUGGCAUAAUCUACCUCCUACUGGUGGUCUACAUUGGCAUAAUUUACCUCAUAUUAAUUUUAAUGUACCUCAUACUGGUGGUCUACAAGAUGGUAAUCUACCUCAUACUGGUAGUUUAUAUUAUCAUUACAUGCCUAAUACUGGUGGUCUACAUGAUCAUAAUCUACCUUAUACUGGUGGUCUACAUGAUCAUAAUCUACCUCAUACUGGUUGUCUACAUGAUCAUAAUCUACCUCAUACUGGUGGUCCACAUGAUCAUGAUCUACCUCAUACUGGUGGUCUACAUUGUCAUCAUAUACCUAAUACUUGUGGUGUACAUGAUCAUGAUCUACCUCAUACUGGUGGUCCACAUGAUCAUAAUCUACCUUAUACUGGUGGUCCACAUGAUCAUGAUCUACCUCAUACUGGUGGUGUACAUUGUCAUCAUAUACCUAAUACUUGUGGUGUACAUUAUCAUAAUCUACCUCAUACUGGUUGUCUACAUGAUCAUAAUCUACCUUAUACUGGUUGUCUACAUGAUCAUAAUCUACCUUAUACUGGUGGUCUACAUGAUCAUAAUCUACCUUAUACUGGUGGUCCACAUGAUCAUGAUCUACCUCAUACUGGUGGUGUACAUUGUCAUCAUAUACCUAAUACUUGUGGUGUACAUUAUCAUAAUCUACCUCAUACUGGUGGUCCACAUGAUCAUAAUCUACCUUAUACUGGUGGUCCACAUGAUCAUAAUCUACCUUAUACUGGUGGUCUACAUGAUCAUAAUCUACCUCAUACUGGUUGUCUACAUGAUCAUAAUCUACCUCAUACUGGUUGUCUACAUGAUCAUAAUCUACCUCAUACUGGUGGUCCACAUGAUCAUGAUCUACCUCAUACUGGUGGUCUACAUUGUCAUCAUAUACCUAAUACUUGUGGUGUACAUGAUCAUGAUCUACCUCAUACUGGUGGUCCACAUGAUCAUAAUCUACCUUAUACUGGUGGUCCACAUGAUCAUAAUCUACCUUAUACUGGUGGUCCACAUGAUCAUAAUCUACCUUAUACUGGUGGUCCACAUGAUCAUAAUCAACCUUAUACUGGUGGUCCACAUGAUCAUAAUCUACCUUAUACUGGUGGUCCACAUGAUCAUGAUCUACCUCAUACUGGUGAUCUACAUUGUCAUCAUAUACCUAAUACUUGUGGUGUACAUGAUCAUGAUCUACCUCAUACUGGUGGUCUACAUGAUCAUAAUCUACCUAAUGCUGGUGGUCUACAUUAUCAUAAUUUACCUAAUACUGGUGGUCUACAUGAUCAUAAUCUACCUAAUGCUGGUGGUCUACAUUAUCAUAAUUUACCUCCUACUGGUGGUCUACAUUGGCAUAAUCUACCUAAUGCUGGUGGUCUACAUUAUCAUAAUCUACCUCAUACUGGUUGUCUACAUGAUCAUAAUCUACCUCAUACUGGUUGUCUACAUUAUCAUAAUCCACCUCAUACUGUUGGUCUACAUGGUCAUAAUCUACCUAAUACUGGUGGUCUAUAUGAUCAGAAUCUACCUCCUACUGGUGGUCUACGUUGGCAUAAUUUACCUUCUCCUGGUGGUCUACAUUGGCAUAAUCUACCUACUACUGGUGGUCUACAUUAUCAUAAUCUACCUUAUACUGGUGGUGUACAUGAUCAUGAUCUACCUCAUACUGGUGGUCCUAUUAUCAAAGUCUACCUCCUACUGGAGUUCUACACUGGCAUAA